Molecule: messenger RNA, 555 nt
Organism: Gambusia affinis (western mosquitofish)
Lineage: Eukaryota; Metazoa; Chordata; Actinopteri; Cyprinodontiformes; Poeciliidae
Gene: pnx
Product: posterior neuron-specific homeobox
Exons: 2
Coding region: 1-462 (153 amino acids)
Biological process (GO): regulation of DNA-templated transcription
Molecular function (GO): DNA binding; DNA-binding transcription factor activity, RNA polymerase II-specific
Source: RefSeq, a predicted model, not a curated record
AUGGACCAGAACUCCAGCAAACGAAAUCAUAAUCCGAAUGAGGAAAAUGGAAAGACGGUGCAUCGCACGGCGGGUAAUAGAGAGUCAUUACCCCCGAUCAAGGUGAAGAGUCGUCGGAUCCGCACCGCCUUCACCCCGGAGCAGCUGCGGGUUCUGGAGUGCAGCUUCCAGAGAAGCCACUAUCUGUCGGUGCUGGAGCGCCACACCAUCGCUGCGGCCCUCCGCCUGUCCGAGACUCAGGUCAAGAUCUGGUUCCAGAACCGACGGACAAAGUGGAGGAAGGAGAGCGUGACUGUGCGGGGAAAGGAGGAGGAAGGGGAGCAGCGCGGCUUCAUCCCGGCGUUCUCGUCCCACCCCGCGAUCUGCGCGGCUCUGACCUGCGGGCCCCUGUACCAGCAAGGCCCCCCGCUCCGGCUAGUUCCGACGCUGCCUCUCAUGCCCUACGGAUACUGUUACACAUGAAACGUAAUAGUAGCUCGAGCUUGAAAUGGGCCAGAACCAGAAAAGUCCUCCAGAACCCGCAGCAACCCGCAGGGAUUUGUUGCCAGACUGUGA